Molecule: messenger RNA, 1723 nt
Organism: Dacryopinax primogenitus
Lineage: Eukaryota; Fungi; Basidiomycota; Dacrymycetes; Dacrymycetales; Dacrymycetaceae
Product: malate synthase
Exons: 4
Coding region: 39-1604 (521 amino acids)
Biological process (GO): glyoxylate cycle
Cellular component (GO): peroxisomal matrix; cytoplasm
Molecular function (GO): malate synthase activity
Source: RefSeq, a predicted model, not a curated record
CUCACCACCUACUUCUAGCAUCAUCUUAUAGCAGCAGGAUGUCUAUCCCAGUCCUGAAAAUCCACACCCAGCUCACGAGCGACCAAGCGUUCAUCCUCUCCCCCCCUGCGCUCAACUUCCUCGUCGCCCUCCAUCGUGCCUUCGAGCCCACGAGGCAGGCGCUCUUAGCUGCACGCAAGACGCGCCAGGCGGAGCUCGAUAACGGGGGAACGCUCACUUUCCUUCCUGAAACUAAGCAUAUCCGCGAUGAGGCUAGCUGGCGUGGCGCCAAACCUGCCCCGGGACUCCAGGACAGGAGGGUCGAGAUCACCGGCCCUCCGGAGCGGAAGAUGGUCGUCAACGCCCUGAAUAGUGGUGCGAAGACGUUCAUGGCUGACUUUGAGGACUCGACCUCACCCACAUUCUCUAACUUGGUCAACGGGCAGGUCAACCUGCGCGAUGCUAUCCGUAGGCAGAUCGACUUCGAACUCGGGGGCAAGCUGUAUGCGCUCGUCCAAAACCCGGCUGUGCUUCUUGUCCGUCCGCGUGGGUGGCACCUGGACGAGCCACGUGUGACGUACGAGGGCUCGCCUCUCUCCGGCUCGCUGUUCGAUUUCGGCCUCUACUUCUUCCACAACGCCGAAGAGCUCGUCAAGCGUGGUGCAGGCCCGUACUUCUAUCUCCCGAAGAUGGAGCAUCAUCUCGAGGCUAGGCUGUGGAAUGACGUCUUCAACUUUUCCCAGGAUUAUAUUCGCAUACCCCGCGGGACUAUCAGGGGAACUGUACUGAUCGAGACUAUUCCGGCUGUGUUCCAGAUGGAGGAGAUCAUCUAUGAGCUCCGGGAGCACUCGGCUGGCCUCAACUGCGGUCGCUGGGACUAUAUCUUCAGCUUCAUCAAGAAAUUCCGCACAAACUCCAAGUUUGUCCUCCCCGACCGCUCGUCCGUCACCAUGACGGUGCCUUUCAUGCAGGCGUAUGUCAACCUCCUCAUCCAGACCUGCCACAAGCGCGGUGUUGCCGCCAUGGGCGGUAUGUCCGCUACUCUUCCCAUCAAGAACGAUAAGGUCGCGAACGACCAAGCCAUGGCCAAGGUGUACGAAGACAAGCUGCGCGAGGUCAAGGCGGGUCACGACGGCACGUGGAUCGCCCAUCCCGCAACUGUGCAGAUCGCAUUGGACGUAUUCAACGAGUACAUGCCCGGCCCGAACCAGUACUACAACUACCGCGCAGACGUCAAGGUCAAGCCCGAGGAACUGAUCAACCCCCAAGUUCCCGGAACCAUCACCCUCGGCGGCGUGCGCGCAAACGUUUCCGCCGCACUGGCAUACUGCGGCGCGUGGGUGUCGGGCAAUGGUUGUGUGCCGAUCGCGAACAUGAUGGAGGACGCGGCGACAGCCGAGAUUGCCCGUAUGCAGCUGUGGCAUUGGGUGCACCAUAAGGCUACGACGGAGGACGGACAGGUCAUCACCGCUGAAUUGGUGGGGAAGAUCAUCGAUGAGGAAGGGGAGAAGGUGCCAGGCGUAAAGGCAGAUCAAGUGGGGAUCGCCAAAGACUACCUCAAGUCGCAGGUGAACGCAAAGCUUGCUAGCGAGUUUUUGACGAGCGACUUGAUGGCCAAGCUCUGAGUGCGCGGAGCGAGGAAAGGGAUGGAAUUGGAUGGAAGGAGAAAAGGUUUGGCAAAAGAGGCGAGCCUUUUGGGCUAAAACUUUCAUGUACCAACAUUGAACUAUGCAAUACAAUUCAC